AUGGCCAGAGGAGGAUUUUACCUGACCCGUCCCUACGGCCUCAGAUCUCAACCCAACGCUGCGCCCACGUCCCCUCCUCGCCAAGCCUCGGCCGCCGCAGCCGCCGCCUUCGCGGACAAGUACAUGGACACCGCCGGCCCCGCGGCCGAGGAGUUCAGCUCCCGCGCUAAGGAGUUCGCCUUCUACCACCAGGGCUACGCCGCAGGGCCUUACCACCAUCACCAGCCCGUGCCCGGCUACCUGGAUAUGCCGGUGGUUCCGGGGCUUGGGGGCCCCGGCGAGUCUCGCCACGAGCCCCUGGGUCUUCCCAUGGAAAGCUACCAGCCCUGGGCGCUGCCCAAUGGCUGGAACGGCCAAAUGUACUGCCCCAAAGAGCAGGCGCAGCCUCCCCACCUCUGGAAGUCCACUCUGCCCGAUGUGGUCUCCCAUCCCUCGGAUGCCAGCUCCUAUAGAAGAGGGAGAAAGAAGCGCGUGCCUUACACCAAGGUGCAAUUAAAAGAACUCGAACGGGAAUACGCCACGAACAAAUUCAUUACCAAGGACAAACGGAGGAGGAUAUCAGCCACAACGAACCUCUCUGAGCGGCAGGUCACAAUCUGGUUCCAGAACAGGAGGGUCAAAGAGAAAAAAGUCAUCAACAAACUGAAGACCACUAGUUAAUGGAUUAAAAAUGGAGCAGAGGAAACUUGAAGAAAUGCUUCAGAACGCAUUGCUUUGCCCAGAUAAUAAUAAUGCUUAAUAAUAAUUCAAGAAAUGGAAAGAGAGAGACACUGGCAUUUUGCUCUCCUCCGGGGAAAAUCUCUUUCUCUGUAAUGGAAUCUACAACUUUUAAAAAACUUUAAGAAAUGAUAAAGACUGCCACUUCUCCCGCCAACCCCACCAGACCAUUACAUGCCAAACUCUAGAGUCAAACGUCAACCCCUAAAUACGCAAUUUCAGAUAAGUUACUCAUUUACUGAAAUCUUGUAAGUAUUUAUGUGACCGUUAUAUUUGAGGACACUAUGUUAGAUGGUAAUAAUCCAAAAGUUGGUUAACAAAAGCAAGUGACUGUUGUAAGCAUCUGCUUGUCCUUACGUUGCCAUCCUCUUUGCAUGUUAGGUGUCUGCUCAGGUAAAUCUUGGUGAAAUUCCUAUAUUGUAUUUUCUGAAAUAUUGUGUGUUCGUGUAUAGGUUUAGAGGGGCGAGAGAAGGUACUGAAAUAAUCUAGAACUAUUUACUCUGAAGGAAGAACGGAGAGAAAGCUCUUCUGAAGAUGAUAUGUCUUGAUAGUAAAUAGGACCAGUUUAAACCUUUGAGGCUACAAAGAAAUUCCAGGUCGGUAAUGUCCUUCCAAGAAUAAUUUUUAGUUGCUUAUAGCAAGCCUGUUUUUGGCAUUUGAACUACCCAUUAUCAGUGAUUUUUCUGAGAAUUCGAUUUUUUUUAAAAUGUUUAAAUCAACACAUAA
Fukomys damarensis (Damara mole-rat) is the source of this 1443-nucleotide messenger RNA. It is a transcript of the gene Hoxa13, whose product is annotated as homeobox A13. The coding region runs from base 1 to 660 and encodes 219 amino acids. The record is from RefSeq and is a predicted model, not a curated record. Gene Ontology annotation, biological process: regulation of transcription by RNA polymerase II. The transcript has 4 exons. Gene Ontology annotation, molecular function: RNA polymerase II cis-regulatory region sequence-specific DNA binding; DNA-binding transcription factor activity, RNA polymerase II-specific. NCBI's taxonomy places the organism in Eukaryota, Metazoa, Chordata, Mammalia, Rodentia, Bathyergidae.